Hydatigera taeniaeformis is the source of this 2043-nucleotide messenger RNA. Lineage: Eukaryota; Metazoa; Platyhelminthes; Cestoda; Cyclophyllidea; Taeniidae. The record is from the annotation of a GenBank genome assembly.
CGUUUAAAUGAUGCAUUCAAGGAGUAUUUUAGGGAAAGUUAUAGUGAACCAAAGCAUUUAGAUGGGGCUGAUGCCAUGGACUUCGGAGCCAUUAAGGGCGUCUUGAGGUCUCUCCGUGAAUACAUACAAACUAAUCCGAGUCUCACUACCACUGAUGAAGCUUUUGCAUUGAUAUCUGAAAUGGCUGAUCGUGUGUGUGAAACUCUGGGGAAAAUAGAUGCUCGUUUGAAUUUUGAAGAAGUUUGUGGUUUGAUAUGCACGAUUGCCGGACUUGAACUUUCUCUCAUGAGGGAUCGUCGACCAGGACAAUCUCUGGAACUUGAAAAGCGCCGUAUUUGUUCAAGCAAGGAGUUUUGUGACAGAUAUAGGCUGAAGUUGUUAGGACGGGUGAUUUCUGAUAGAAUGAGAUCCUCCUUUGUGUUUGAGGUGACCCGUACUAUAACAGAAGCUUGUACAUCGACGAGGCUAGCAACUGCUUCUCGCACAUUUUCUUUUUCAAGGAAUGCAGCCUCGAAUGGUUCUGUCCAGUUUGUUCUGCUUUAUAUGCGCUACUUUGCCUCGGCAUCUUUUGGGAAGUUUCUAACUCCGGAUGUUUCCGUCACUAAUGAAUUUGCUGACCGGACGCAGGCAAUCAUCGCCACUGCUUGCACAGCUUGGCUUUCUACUGUUGGAGCUGCUGUAGGGUUAGCAACCUCGGGACUCCUAUUAAGUUCUGUAAAGUUGCCUUCAUUUGUACCUAUUAGCGUCGCGCACUUAUGUGAAAUCGUCCUAGACAAGCUGUUACCAACGAUCCUUGCAUUUGUGAUGUCAUCUGACACAAAUGAUGGUGAAUCUUUUACUGACAUUGUUCUUGCGUUGUUUAAUCCCUUGAUUAACUUCUUCUCGGGAGCUACUGAAAACGGGAGUCUAGCCCACCAGAUUGUUGACAUAAUGGUGGUCAGAGGAAAUUUAGUCUGCGGCAGUGAUGUUCAAAAACACCUCAAGAGGAUGUCUUCAGCAAUCACUGAUCUUUUGGUCUUUCGUACGCUCUGCGAUAUCUUGUGCUCAGUUCUUCAGGAUACCAAUCUGACCAUAGUAAAUGGAAAAUCAUCAAACGCAGUUGACUUUCUCGAAGAAAUAGUGUUUACUUUAACUCAAUUUGGGAAGCAAUUUGAUUCCAUUAUUCGUCAGCUUGCAGACCGCAUUGCAGAAGUUGCCGUUCAGCACUCAAAAAUCAUUUGUAUUGACACUUCUUCAUAUCAACCUGUCGAAAAGCUACUAAGAGCUCUUAGCAUAGGAGAGAUUGAUUUGGCUUCUUCUGCUGACAGAAGGCCCGAAGUUGGCCUCAGUGAGUGGAGCUUCUUUAUGAAUGAGCUGUGGAAAUUGUUUUGCGCCACAUGCCCCGCAGGCCUUGCUCGGCAGAUGUACACUCGAGUUGCAGCCGAGACGCUUUUGCAUAUUGUCCAUGUGGUGGCCAACUCCACUACAAAAAGCGGUGAUGAAAUCAAAAACAUGGCACGGUUGUUGUACUUUUUCUUUCUUCUAAGGGUACACUCGAAAGGAUUCUUUUCCGAACUCAAGAAUGGUUCAUUUUCAAUGUCAUUCGAGCCUAGCAACUGGCUUAAGAUAGUCGACCCUCGCCGAUUUCGUCAAUCUUCCAAGGAGGCACAGGAACUCUUGGUUAUGUUUCGACAUUUCGGAAGCAAUCCGUACUUCGAUCCAGUGACUGCUCUGAAGCUCACCUUCUUCGAUGAUGGCGAACUCCUUAAGCCGUUGCUACAUUCCUCCUUGUGGGUCAAUUCGGAACAAUCAUGCCCUGAUAGAGAAUCUAUUUUUGCCGUGUAUAAGGCGUGUUUUGAGCUGUUUGCUAUCGCUGACUUCAAAAAUAACUGUUACGGCAACAUUUUAGCACCUCUUUUUGAAAGCAAAGAUAUCGGUGCCCUGGCUAUCGAAAGUUCAUCACCAUAUCUCGUAUGGUUUGAGGCUUUUAUUGACUUUAUUGCGGACUUAAUGCAACCCAAGAUGCUGCGCUCAGCCAUCAAGACGAAGCUCAUCCAUCUUUAG